Messenger RNA from Microdochium trichocladiopsis, 1890 nucleotides. RefSeq lists its product as uncharacterized. Gene Ontology annotation, biological process: regulation of DNA-templated transcription. The transcript has a single exon. Gene Ontology annotation, molecular function: zinc ion binding; DNA-binding transcription factor activity, RNA polymerase II-specific. The record is from RefSeq and is a predicted model, not a curated record. The coding region runs from base 1 to 1890 and encodes 629 amino acids. NCBI's taxonomy places the organism in Eukaryota, Fungi, Ascomycota, Sordariomycetes, Xylariales, Microdochiaceae.
AUGACCGAGAUGGACCAAGCGGCUGGCGACCCCGUACGCCGGUCACGGCCCGCACCGCGAGGGACUGCCUCGUAUCAACGCAAGCGAGCGGUCAAGGCGUGCCAGGUUUGUCGCGCCCGCCGGACGAAAUGCGACAAUCUCAAGCCGUCGUGCUCCUUCUGCCUCAAGGUCGGCGCCGUCUGCAUCCAGUCGGCCCAGGACCUUUCCAGCUUUGACCCCGCCAGUCUCAAGAUUCUGGAACGCCUUGACAGCUUGGAGCAGCUGAUGCGGUCAUCGCUGCCGGCCCCAGAUGAACAAGGGCCACCCGCCAAAAAGAGAGCCCUUUCUACACCCUCUCGUGUUGAACCGCCCGACACCGGCGACAGUGGCAACCGAGUCGACGUGAGUAUGGUGCUACCGCCUGGUUCCGAAGAGAUGCUCUCGUGGAGCUGUCUUCGAGACUUGCAUGCCACUGGCCAGUCCGACGAAAGUGCCGACGACAUAGGGGCUCUCGGACUGCAGCAAGUCACGCCACAACAGCACGUUUCGUCUCCUCCAGGCCUUGCGGGGGUGCCAGAAGAGCCGCGCCUGGUCAAAGCACUGCUGGACAACUUCUUCAAUUAUGUCCAUGUCAAGAACCCCAUACUCGAUGAGGUGUCGACGCGCAGAAUGGUCCUCGGCAAGGCCGUAGAAGGGCUGGGGUUUGACUGGAGCCCCGAGUCGUGUCUCGCCUUGCUGAUAUGCGCCCUCGGAUCGCUGGCCACACCUUUCGGUCCUAGUGCCGACACGAUGCCAGGCACGGCCGCCUAUGCCCACGCGCACGCGUAUUUCCAGGCUGCGCAGAAGCGCAUGGGCCUGUUGUUUGUUGCCGAAGACAUCAUCGCCCCACAGUGUUUCUUUCUUGCAGGCGUCUUCAUGAUGUGCAAUUUCCAGUCCACCAAAGCGUGGAGGUAUUUUGUCCAGGCCCUCGUCGGCUGCCAAGAGUUCGAGUUCCUGUCGAACGCGUCUGGACGACCCGAUCAGUUGGAUGACACCCCUCAUCAGGCCAUCUACUGGUCCGCCUGGAAGUCUGAGCGAGAGGUGCGAGGCAAUGUGCGACGCCCGGAUUUUCCCGUCAGCGACCACGACACAAGACUAUAUCCUUCAUUCUUCCCCACGCCCCCAGCACCAAGAGCAGAUGCAAUAAGGUUGCCCCUGAUGGAAGCAGACCAAAGCAGGGAGCAGAUCUCGUGGUACUUUUAUCUGGCGGAAAUCUCCCUGCGCAGGCUGAGUGCCCGCGUGAGUGCAGAGAUGGUGACCAUAAUGGAGACGCAUGCAUCACGGCACACUUUCCUUGAGUCCAUGGCAGCAGCUCUGCCGUCAUACGAGGCCCAGGCCACGGAGUGGCAGGCAUCCUUACCGCCCUGUCUGUCUCUCGAAGCGCCUGCGGAGCAGGAUGACGUGUGCCGAUUCGUGCUCAGGGGCCACUUGAUCAACCUCUACGAGACUAUCUACUGGCCGUUCUUGGCCGUUUUCCUGGACGAAGAUGGCCUAGGCGGACCACAAACCAGCACAUGGAACGCAUUCAGCGAGCAGGCCCAACGUGGUCUCGAGAACCACAUGGCAAGAUUGCUUGUCAACAAGGCAGGGUACCGCCACCGGCAUCACGGAACGGACCCACUGCCGCGAUCGUGCUCCCGGUCGGCUCUGACACUCUUGGCUGCGUCCAGGUCCCAACAAGCGAUAGUCGGAGAGCCGGGCCACGCACAGAUCCUGCAUCUACCCCAUGACUGGCGGACGGAAAUCAGUAACGUGGUAGACCUGCUUGUAUUUUGGGGCCCCGAGACUAAUCGGUACAACGAGAUUCGCAAGAUCCUAUGCCGAGGUCUCGCUGAGGCGGAGAGCAAUGAUUACCGGCUGGAAAGGACCUAA